CCGAUAAAUAUCCUUCAGACUGAACGAAAAAAAAUUACACAAUUUCAGCAACCCACCAUAAAGCUAGAGUAAGCUAAUCAAAAGGAAAGAUUAUUGCUCUGUUGAGAACAAACAGAAGGGCUGAGUGAAGAGAGCGACCUGAGAAGAGGGCGGAAUCCAAGGUGGGUUUGGACGCGGAACCCAUGAAAACGGAGGAAGAUCAGCAUUAAAUCUGUUCCAUUGUUCCAUGAAAGCUCUUGCAGCUAUGCAAAAUUCAUCCCAAGAAAGGGUGCCAUCCCAACUAGAUUUUGUAUCUAUUCUACCAUGAUUUGAUGGAUUCGUCAUAUUCAUACUAAACCCAAUUCCCAAAUAGCAACAAAGAUUUCACUGAUGAGAAGAAGGGAAGGAAGAGCAGCCGAUUCAGUGAAUAAAUUUGCAGCGCUGCAAUUUCGUUAAUUUACUGAAGGCUCUUAUUUGCAGAAUUUAAGGUAAUUGAUCCCAACGACGCCGUUUUUUCCUUUUAUUGACCCAUUAAAAGCAACUUUGAGCCAUAUCAACUUCUUGGCUGCUUGCUUUUACUUCUUUCCCAUGGAGUCUUUAUCCAUUGGAGGACUAGGAAUCUCAGCAGCUUCUCCACCAUGGCGAAAGCAAAAGUAUCCCAGAACUCGAAAUUCAUCUUUCAAAUCCAUUUUCUGCAUUCCCAAUUCAUCCUCUACUUGUGAGGCCAGCCAUUUUCUGCAUAGUAAUAGUAUUUCUUCUACCCCCAGGCAGCUACAUGAAACGCCCCAAAGUGAAAUUCCUGUUUGUCAAUCAAGCAAUUUAGACGGUGGUCAUUCGUUUUUGCAUUUGAAUGAGAUUUUUGUGGCAUCCCAUGUUUCUUUUUUCUCUAUGGGAUUCUUUUUUCCACUUCCUUGUUUUGCUUUGGAAGGUAGCAGUUUACCAACAGAAGAAGUGUCUAACAAGAUAAACUUGGAAGCUAUUGUGGUUUCCAUUGAUGAUUUCUUCAAUAAAUAUCCAUUCUUUGUAGCGGGAGUGACCUUCAUUUGGCUUUUUGUAAUUCCAUUAGUAAAAGGGUACCUCCGGAAGUAUAAGUUCAUCUCUGCCAUUGAUGCUUUUAGGAAACUCCGGGAUGAUCCCACUUGUCAGUUGUUAGAUAUUAGAGAUAAGAAGAGCUUAGAUUUCCUAAAUUCGCCUAAUUUGAAGAUUUUGGAUAAGAACGCCCUACAGGUGGAAUUUCGUGAAGGCGAUGAGGAAAGCUUUGCAAAGCAAGUUAUGGGAUCCUUUAAGGAGCCAGGAAGCACGAGUUUGUGCAUUUUAGACAAUUUUGAUGGAAACUCCUUGAGAGUGGCAGAGUUGUUAGUCGAAAAAGGGUUCAAGGAGGCCUAUGCAAUCAAAGGUGGAAUUAGGGGCAAGAAAGGAUGGCAGGAGAUACAAGAAACACUGCUUCCUCCAUCCACACACAUCUACCCAAAGAAGAAGGUUAGAGAGUCAAAAGAACCAAGAGGGACAGACAAACCGAAAGCCAGUAGUGAUCCUCUGUCAGCUGAAACCAAUAUUCCUGACAGCCGAAGUGAAGAGACAAACAAUGGCUCUAUAAAGAAUUUGAGCGAAGUGAAGUCAGGAACAAAGUGUGUCCCUAGAUCAUCAUCUCCGUAUCCCAAUGUAAGAUCUCUUUCAGACGCAAUCAUUGUGUUCUUGUCUUCACGCAUCUCUGUUUAUCCAUCUGAUAAUCUGGUGGCUGUAGAUAUGCCAAUAUAAAAAACAGAGUCAAUAAGUGAGUUUGUAUCACUUCUCUUUCCAUUUCUUUUCAAUAUGGUGGGUUUGUUUCUUGUGUUCCCAGGAGAGGGUGAUAAUUUGAGGAUUACAGCAUAUUAGCGUAAAUGUAGGAUACGAUAAUCAUUCUGGGGAAAGAUUGUAGAAGAUGAUUAUCUUAUGAUGCUUAACCUAGGGAACUAAGGUGUUGUAGAAUAGGUCUGUUCAUUUGAAGUUUUUUGGCUUAUCCACCAACUUGGGGGUUAGUUUCUGGUUCACCUAUUUUGUGGAAAGGCAAGAUGGGAGGUUUAUAUCUGUGUGUUCAGGAGAACUUCCUCUUUUUAUACUUUUGUUCUCAGUUUCCAUUUAAGACUGGUGAAGUAGGGUUAAUACUUGACUCCAGAAGUAUAAGAAGUGAGAGUAUGAAUGUAGUGGUCGUUCCUCUCCAUUCAUCUUUCCGACUGAAGGAGAAGGUUCCAUUGUACCAAAUAGAAACCUUUGGGAUGCUUUCUAUUCAGUCUGUUGUUCCUAUUUGUUACUAUGCCGUCUUCUUCAGUUGCCCCUUCUCUGAUUAACUGUCUGUCUCACACACUUCUGUUGCAAGAUUUUUAUCUUAUAUAAAGUGACUCUUUUUUCGAAAAAUUUAUGUAUAUAAAGUGAAUAACAAACAGUAUGAGUAAUGCAGUAUCCAGAUCUGAAACCGCCAUCAUCCCCAACUCCAUCGAAGCCGCAAUGAUGAUGCGGGAUUUGAGUUAGAGUGACCAGCUCAGUGCUUUGAGAGCACACAAAGAUGACCAAAGUAUCAAACGCUCUAUAAAGAAGUGCUGAUAGAAGAAAGGCAUCAAUGCUUUCAUGCUUCCUCAACAAUCGGUCCCAGUCGAAGGAGCAGAUGUGUCAUUGUGAACCCAAAAUUUUAACAGUAACAGACAGCUAACCAUUUGCAUUAUGUAUAUAAUCAUCGUUUGAGGACAACUAAAAUCCUGUAACAAGUGAGCAAAUAAAUGAAAACUGUGUUCAACGUUUAUUUGCAACAAACUAUUAACAGUUGGAAAGAUGAUUUUCAUUUGAGUAUUUUCA
Molecule: messenger RNA, 2808 nt
Organism: Oldenlandia corymbosa var. corymbosa
Lineage: Eukaryota; Viridiplantae; Streptophyta; Magnoliopsida; Gentianales; Rubiaceae
Source: the annotation of a GenBank genome assembly